UUUAUUGACAAAAGCUGCGUGCACAGAGAUCAGGCAGGGUUGUCCUUCAGGCUGAGCUAUCCGGACAGCCUUCACUCCAGCAUAUUCCUGGCAUACCGGGAGUAACGCUUACCUUACGUUGAAGGAAACUACACCGCUCUGGACCAUGGCGGCAAGGAUUUUGCCCGUAGUGAAGCUGGCCACCAAGGUGACCAUCGCAGGAGGAGCUCUGUACAUCGCCUACGACUCCGGCCUGUUGGGAAGCAGUGAGCAGGGCUCCGAAGCACUAAACCGGGCCAAGGCUGCAAUCCCCCCCGCUGUAGAAGAAUGGAUGAAGUACUUUGGCCUGGAGACUCCGCUUCCAACCAUGCCUAAGGUGGAAUUCUCCCCGGUCCAGGCGUGGAACUCUGGGGUGCGGCGGUCGAUUUCAUCUCUUUCCGAGGCUCCAACAAAAGCAACUCAAUACACAAAUCAGGGAUUGCAGUAUCUAAAAGACCUCACCAAGUGAACGGGAACUCUUCGGACAACAUCACGUCCAUCAAUCCUUUUUGAGUUUUGCACUUGAGAAAUGACGUUACUUCUUCAACAGUUGUUCCCUCCCAAGAAAGAAGAAACACCCCGACAUGAAAGAACCGAACUCGGCAGCACGGCCUGCGGGUGUUUAAAUGAUUUUUGGCAUUGUAUUGUACAUAAUGCAAGGAAGCUACAUCUAUUUUAAAAAAGAAAUUCUGUGUAUACCACCAUAUUUAAUUUUGCUCAGUUAUGUCUGAUAUGUAGUUCGCUCCCCUUUGUUCUCAAACCACCACCGUUAUGUUACGAAGAGACUCAGUCUGAUAUUUUCAGUUUCACCAUUUGUGACUAAAUAAUGCAUCCAUCUAAACCGCCUCCCGUCCUUACUUUGAUUUAAUUAAAGUGUGUAUAUAUGGGCAGCGUUUAAAGAACAAGGCCAAGUAAAUGUGCAAAACUCUUUAUUACUCAUGGGAGAACAACAACGACGACGACGCACAUUGUUGUUACAGCUUCAGAACAGGAAGUGUUUUUAAUGCGUAAAGACGACCGGUCAUUUCCCGCGCGGCACCACUAGCGGAGAUGUACAAUAAACCGACUGAGCAACUAUCCAGAGUUUGGAGGGAACGAGUGUGUUUGCAAGACAAAGAGACAGAAAUAAAGACCACAAGUCUCGUUCUUGGCUGUCAACAAACUGGUGUGUCCGUUGAUUUUACCGGGUAGUCAGUUUACAGUUUAUUUUGACCCUAUCACUAGAAGCUGGUGGUUCUGAUGAGAUAUUCAUAGAAAUGAGAGUAAUCACAACAGGCAACAUUACAAGGCAUUUUACACAAGUUGUACAUAUUAAAUACUGUCAUCUAAA
This is a messenger RNA of Gasterosteus aculeatus aculeatus (three-spined stickleback), 1348 nucleotides long. RefSeq names its product mitochondrial contact site and cristae organizing system subunit 13 (gene micos13). Gene Ontology annotation, biological process: cristae formation. Lineage: Eukaryota; Metazoa; Chordata; Actinopteri; Perciformes; Gasterosteidae. The record is from RefSeq and is a predicted model, not a curated record. Gene Ontology annotation, cellular component: MICOS complex; mitochondrial crista junction.